UCCUAUUAUUCUUUAUUUGUUGUUAUAAAGUUCAACGAUAAAGUUUAUCUGGAGAUUGUGAGACAAAAUAACGCCAGUUAUUAGUUUACAUAACUCUAAUCUUUUGAAUGUUUAUAUCAAAAAAUAACGGUAACUUUGCGUAUAAUAAAUUGAUACUUUUUUGUGCUUUUCUAAUCUACUAAUUACACUCCAAGCGACUUGAACUAUUUACUAACAAUGACGAGUUUUAAGAGAUACAGCUGUGAUGACGAGACAGGAGAAGUAAUAACCUAUCAUGUAAAUGACGAAACUGGAGAGCGGGCUGUGAUUAAUAAAUUACCUAAUAUAUACAUCGUUGACCGACUGUGGAGUACUCACAAAUUCUUAAAAUUUCCCCGUGGAUAUACAAGCAAGACUAAAAAAUUUCAAGAUCUUAAAGAAAAAAUAAUUACAGGAGCAAACACAACAAGUCCAAGGAUGCUACUUUUAAUACCCACUCUUAUGAUUUUCCCUAGUGUUGUCUGUGUGAUACUAAUGCUGCUGGAAAUAUUUUUGCAUAUCAGAUGCCAUAAGAAGAACAAAAAUUUGAAAGAUACAAACUUAUAUUACCGAAGCCCAUUCCAUGUAAUUACUAGCACAUUCUGUGGUUGGUGUCGUGAAUGUGAUAUGGCAUCUAAAAUUGGACAAAUACAAGACAAAAGGAGGUAUAAAUACGAUUAUCUUAGGGGUGCACUUUGAACAAAAAAAUGCACAUUUUAUUCAAAUUACAUUUAAUUCAUACAUUAUGUUAUACCAUUGUAUCAGGGAGAAAAUUUAUAUUAAUUAAUCGUUUUAAUACAUUUUAUCAUUUUGAACAAUUUAGUAUGAUUCAGUUCUUGAAAAUUAAAUCAAUAAUAAAUACAGUAUAAUCUCACUAACCCGGCACUGAUAAAAAUCAGGGGUGCUGGAGUUUCCAGAUAGAAAUUCCUAAUGAAUAAAGCAUUUCAUAAAGGGAAUUAAUUUGUUUUAUAGAAAUUCUUAGGUUGAGUCAAUCAUUGCUGUGUUGUUAGUUAGUUGUAUAUGUUACCAGAAAUGUAUGAAAUCUAGGAAUUUUAUACAAAUCCUAGGAAAUUUAUAUAAUUCCGAAGCUAUUUAGGAAAUGUAUAAAAUAUUGUUUCAAAAACUAUUUAAUACAUAAAUGCCCUAAGAAAUGUGUACAAUUCCUAGCAAUUGUAUAUAAUUCCAAUAUCGCAUUAGAAAAUGUAUAAAUUACAAAAAAAACCUAACCUAACCUAACUGAUCAGCAUGGAGGUUAGAGAGAAGGAGAACGACCGCUACGCGCUAAAGCAUUAGCGCGCCUGUUCCUGAAAAUUGGUAGAAUUUAUAAUUCGUUUUUCAGCCACCAGCCGCGCUGUCGUCGGUAAGGAGUAUCUGUGAAGUUAGCUGUUUAUGAGUACAAGUAGAUGAAGUUAGUUGCAUAAUGUAUAAAUUUUCUUCGCGGCAUCGGUGAGAAAAUAAUCGUGCUCCGUAAUUUUUUAAUUUUUGACGAAAAGAAACAUUAAAAAAUGGUGAAAUAUUGUAUUGUGCGUGGAUGUACAAGUGGUUUAGCAUCUGAUCGGAAAAUUAGAGUGAAAAACAAUUUACGUCAAUCAUCAUUAUUUAAAGUACCAAAGAUAAUAUCUUCAUAGUAGCACAUUGAAUAAUAAUUUCAUUAUUUUUUUUCCUUUGAAUAAUAUUAUAUACACGUAUAUUAAACGUUGAUACAUCAUUUCAAAUUAGCGCACAACAGCCCGCUUUUAUUGAGACAACUUAGCGAUCGCAGCGCCUCACUUAUUUUGUCCGUAUUUCGGGGACACUAUUUUCUACAGCGAUCGUUCUCCUUCUCUCUAACCUCCAUGCUGAUCAGACAAAACAAUGCCCUCUCCCCGCCCCGCUAUCCCCGCAUACCCAUAUAUUAUAUAUCCCCGCAUAUCUCAAAUAUUUACAUUUCCGACUGCUAUUUAGGCAAUUUAUAGAUUUCCUAGGAAAUGUGUCUAAUACAAUUUAUUUUACACAUUUCCGUGCGAUUUUAAGAAUUACAUACAUUUCUUAGGAAUUGUAUGCAAUGAUGGAUUACAUACAUUUCCGGUAACAUAAUAUACAUGUUUUAUAUUAUGAUUGUUGAGUGUUGUGAGCAGCAACAAUGCCUUAGCACAUCAAAACUUAGGUGCAGUGAGCAUUACCAGUUAGGGCUUGGUGGUGGAAUUUUUAUUAAUGGGAUUUUAAUAACUGUAACCUUAACUGUAUUGCCUACUAUAAGUAAUAUUAGAAUAUUCAAAUAAAGAUAAUUUAAAUAAAA
Messenger RNA from Maniola jurtina (meadow brown), 2296 nucleotides. RefSeq lists its product as uncharacterized. The record is from RefSeq and is a predicted model, not a curated record. The transcript has 2 exons. Bases 217 to 717 code for a protein of 166 amino acids. Lineage: Eukaryota; Metazoa; Arthropoda; Insecta; Lepidoptera; Nymphalidae.